AUGGAGAAGAGACCAGAUCUUAGAUCAUUUCUUCAGUAUUUGCCUAUUGUGGCUCAGUCUUCAUCUCUACUUUGGCCACCUUCUGUUGAAGAAGAGCUUCAAACAAUGUCAAAAGGGCCAAGUGAGUCAAUGGUUAGCUCAGGGGAGGCUCUUGCUUUGCAUAUCAUGAAUAUUCGGCAAUCCCUCUCCUUGAAUGCAUCUGAUCUCGCACCUAAUGCGUUACAAGGGUAUGCUCUUUUCUUUGACAAGAAAAUUUCUAGAGAAGAGGCUACUAACUUUUUUGGUGAGGUGGUUCCUGGAUUGUGUGGAUUACUUCUCAAGUUACCUUCCAUGUUAGAAAUGCACUAUCAGAAAUCAGACCAUGUUCUUGAUGGAGUUAUGUCCGGGCUUCGUAUAUUAGGUCCUCAAGAAGCUGGCAUUGUGUUUCUUAGCCAGGAGUUAAUUGCAGCUCUUCUUGCAUGCUCAUUCUUUUGUUUGUUCCCUGAACUUGACAGACGCAUAAAGAAUCUUCAAGGAAUCAACUUUGAUGAAUUGUUUUCGUUUUUGUAUACGCGUCAGUACACGAAGCAAGAGAGCAAAAUAAGGUGCAUCAUCCAUUACUUUGAAAGGAUAUGUCAAUGUAUCCCCACAGGCUUUGUUUCCUUUGAGAGGAAAAUUCUUCCUUUGGAAUACAAUCAUUGCUAUGUUUCAUACCCAGCGGCUGAUUAUUGGGCCAAAUCCAUCACCCCGCUUUGUUCCGUUGAGGUUCAUACCUCAGGAGUUAUAGAAGAUCAACCCGGUGAAGCUCUUGAAGUUGAUUUUGCUGAUGAAUAUUUUGGUGGUCUUACUCUUCGUAAUGGAUGUCUUCAGGAAGAGAUAAGGUUCAUGAUCAACCCGGAACUUAUAGUUGGCAUGCUCUUCUUGCCUCGCAUGGAUAAAAAUGAAGCCAUUGAGAUUGUUGGUGUUGAAAGAUUUUCACUUUACUCCGGGUUUGGAUCUUCGUUCCAAUUCGUCGGCGAUUACACAGACAAGAAAGAGUUAGAUACUUUCAUGAGGCGAAAAAGGAGAGUUGUAGCUAUAGAUGCCACUCGUCAGCCAGGAAUGAGACAAUACAAACCCGAUGGCCUCCUUCGAGAAGUUAACAAGGCUUUUAGUGGAUACUUGCAUCGAUGUAAACAUCAAGUGGACCCUCAGCUUCCUCUACCAUCAUAUUCGGCGAACCAAAUUGUAGAAAGCUCACAAGUAUGGUGUAUCGAUCAUCAUGAGGAGAAGAAGAUUGGUGUAGCUACAGGGAAUUGGGGAUGCGGUGUGUUUGGAGGCGAUCCAGAACUAAAGGUCAUGCUUCAGUGGCUUGCCAUUUCACAGUCCGGAAGACCCUUCUUGUCAUACUACACUUUUGGCUUACAAGCCCUACAAAAUCUCAAUCAGGUGACAGAGAGGCUUGCGUUGCAAGAAUUAACUGUAGGAGACCUAUGGAACAUACUAGUUGAAUACUCUUCAGAGAGGCUCACCAGAAGAACACGGCUUGGCUUUUUCUCGUGGCUAAUGACAUACCUUUCUUCUUAACUGACCAAAUUGAGUCAGAGCUCGCUUUUUAUACAUAUAUUGUCUAUGCAUGUGAUCGAUGUGUCUGUCUAUACUACCCAACUAGUUGAAUAUCAUCUCUUCCUAAACUGAAUUUGUGUGGAAUAAUCGAUAGUGUUAUGUAAUCGUAUCAGUUUGUUUCGACCUUAUAAAGCACUUA
Molecule: messenger RNA, 1723 nt
Organism: Capsella rubella
Lineage: Eukaryota; Viridiplantae; Streptophyta; Magnoliopsida; Brassicales; Brassicaceae
Product: probable poly(ADP-ribose) glycohydrolase 2
Exons: 10
Coding region: 1-1545 (514 amino acids)
Biological process (GO): ATP generation from poly-ADP-D-ribose; carbohydrate metabolic process; regulation of DNA repair
Cellular component (GO): cytoplasm; nucleus
Molecular function (GO): poly(ADP-ribose) glycohydrolase activity
Source: RefSeq, a predicted model, not a curated record